AUGGGAACAGAUCAAAACAAUGCUGUGAAUGAUGAAGUCGAGAAAAUGCUGGAAAAUGAUACCAUUGAGGAAGUACAAUACCCCACGUGGCUCGCCAACCUGGUAGUAGUGCUAAAAAAGAAUGGAAAAUGGAGAGUGUGCAUAGACUUUACCAACUUAAACAAAGCCUGCCCAAAGGACAAUUUCCCUCUACCGCAUAUUGAUAUGAUAAUCGACGCUACCGUUGGGCAUGAAUUGAUGAGUUUCAUGGAUGCCUUCUCUGGGGACAACCGAAUAAUGAUGCAUCCUCUCAAUAGGGAGAAGACAUAUUUCAUCACUGAGAGAGGAGCGUAUUGUUAUAAGGUAAUUCACUUUGGGCUCAAGAACUCCAGGGAAACUUAUCAGCGGAUGGUGAAUAAAAUGUUCUCUCAGCAAUUGGGUUUAACCAUGGAAGCUUAUAUCGACGACAUGCUGGGAAAGUCUAAAGACGGAUUAGAGCACGUUGAUCACCUCUGGGAAUGCUUCCAAAUCCUCCUUGUCCAUUCAAUGAGGCUUAACCCGGCCAAAUACGCUUUUCCUGUCAGCUCAGGAAAGUUCUUAGGCCACUUGAACCAGGGGAGACUCUUCUUCUCUACCUCUCCCUAUCCCGGCACGCGGCUAGCUCCGUAUUGGUCCAAGAGCAAGGAAAAGCACAGUUACCGAUAUACUACACCAGCAAGACCUUCUCAGGAGCAGAAGGCAGUAAUGACAUUGUUCCCAUUAAAAAAGGUACUUCAUAAACCAGAGAUAUCUGGGAGGUUGAUGAAAUGGGCAGUAGAACUAAGUGAAUUUGAUAUACAAUACCUCUCCCAAAUUACAAUUAAAGGACAGGCAUUGGAAGACUUCUUGGUCGAGAUAAUGCCAGAACAAAUUCCCUACGAAGGAGAUUUCGAUAAAAGUGAUUGGUUGUUGAAAGUAGAUGGGUCAUCAAACAUCAGGGGUAGCGGGCUAGGAAUAGUACUCUUAUCACCAGAAGGGGAAAUGCUGGAACAAUCGAUAAAGCUAGGAUUCUGGGCUACCGACAAUGACGCUGAAUAUGAGGCCUUUAUUCAUGGGAUAAAAUUAGUUAGAGAAAUGGGAGCCGGCAGAGUCAAGAAAUUGGCAUCAACCUUUGAAUAUUACCAGAUUAGUCAGAUGCCUCGAGAGGCAAACAUGCAUACUGACGCUUUGGCAAGUCUAGGAUCUUCCUCUCCUCUCCAAAUUACAAAAACAAUUUUGUUUGACUUUAUUACAAAACCUAGCAUCAUGUUGGAAGAGGAAGUUCAAUGUGUAGCAACACCGACGAAGCCAUUGAGGGACUUGAGGCAUCCGAUCUUGGAAUACUUAAGAGACGAUAAAUUACCACUAGACUUAAAAGAGGCUAGAAAAAUUGUGUUAAGGGCCUCAAGGUACACACUACUGCAAGACCAAUUGUACAGAAGAUCUUACCAUGGGCCUUACUUGAAAUGCGUAGGAAAUAUGGAGGGAGAACUAAUUCUAACGAAAGUACAUGAAGGUGAGUGCAGCAGUCAUUUUGGAGGACGAGUAACAGCGCAACGAAUCUAA
Messenger RNA from Cannabis sativa, 1563 nucleotides. RefSeq lists its product as uncharacterized. The transcript is spliced from 4 exons. The coding region runs from base 1 to 1563 and encodes 520 amino acids. Lineage: Eukaryota; Viridiplantae; Streptophyta; Magnoliopsida; Rosales; Cannabaceae. The record is from RefSeq and is a predicted model, not a curated record. Gene Ontology annotation, molecular function: nucleic acid binding.